AUGUGUCAAAAACGAGGUUCCAUGGUCGAUCUGAAACAGCUUGGAUGGGGUCAUUGGGUAAUCGCUCCGGCGGAAUUUGAGACCGGAUUCUGUUCUGGGAUGUGUCCUACACCACUACCAAAGGACACUCAUCCAUCAAACCACGCCCUCCUACAGACUCUGCUGAAAUCCGCUUCGGUACCAUCCGUGUGCUGCUCACCGUCACAAACACGAUCUCUGACGAUCUUCUAUCGAGAUGAGCUUGGCCGACCAACAAUUCGGAAUUUUGAAAAUAUGAUCAUUGAAUCCUGUACCUGUCAGUAA
Molecule: messenger RNA, 303 nt
Organism: Haemonchus placei
Lineage: Eukaryota; Metazoa; Nematoda; Chromadorea; Rhabditida; Trichostrongylidae
Source: the annotation of a GenBank genome assembly